UGGCAGUAGUGCUUUUAGAACAUGCCACGGGUGUUGCUGGGAAAGGCUGCGUUCCUCCCGUAGACCGCUCUGCUUUGUGACCCAACAAACAAAAGCGGCGACCAGGAAAAGGAAACCGGGCCGAAUUUGGAAGCAAUUGAAAAGGAAAAACGCAACCCUCAUAUCAUUUUUGGAAAGAGGAGUGGUGAUGCCAUUUGGAGCCAAUCAUAAGUUUGUUUGUUUCAGCUUGUGAGAAUUACAAAACCCACAGGUGUGCCUUUGGAGUGCAAAGACCCCAGCUCUUCUUGAACAUUCCCUCCUGCAAAGGGAUCUUAUCCACCUGGAUGGAGCCCCAGUUGAAGCAACGUGUUUUCACUGGGGUCGUUACCCAGCUGCAAGACAAUUAUGGGAUGGUUGACCAGGAAGUUCAUUUUCAGACAAGUGAUGUGAUAGGUCGGAUUCCCCAGCUGGGGGAGAAGGUGUUGGUGAAGGCGGUGUGGGACCCCUCAGUAUCUGUCAGCUGGACAGCUCAGAGAGUGCAGUCUCUCAACAGCCAGCCAUUCAAAUCCCCCCCUCCGCUCCUGCCCUCCAUGGCGCCCAGCCAGAAGCCGGGGAUUCUGGGAAGCAAGCCACAGCCACUGCUGAAGUCUCCCAAGAUUCCGCCGCUCAUUCCCAGCAUGCUGCAGAACCCGCCCAAGCCGGGAUUGCUGCAGACCCCACCCCACAUCCAGGCUCCCUGGGGGGGUCAGUUUGACGCGUGGGGGGGAGGAAACCGGAAGAGACACAGCGAGGGCAUGGGGGCUCGGAGGGGUGGGCGCUGGGAGGACGUUGGCCCCUGGUGUGGUGAUGGGGUGCACCAGAAGAGGAGGAGAUGGAGGGGGGCAUUGGAGGAGGGGCAGAAGAAGAGCAGCCCCGCGCCGCCACAGAACUGCCCCCUGUUCUCGCGCUUCUCCAGGGACAGCUUGGCGUGUGACAGUCUGGAGGUGCAGCGGAGGUACCCCCACCUGCCCCUCCCAGAAAACUUCCUCCACCUGCAGCUGAGCUGGACGGAGAGCUUCCCUCCUGACCAGCCCCUGACCCUCUCCGGGCCCUGCCCCUUCUACGUGGGCCCGGCCCAGCCUCCCUCCGAGACCACAGCGCCCGCCAGCCCGGGAUCCGCCUACACGGCCAAGGUGAUGCUGCUGUCUGUUCCUGCUGCAGAGGAGCUGUAUCAGCGCUGCUGUGGCCUGGUGCAGGACCAGCUGGAGCCACAGGGGGGUGCUGUGCACCCAACGACGCUCAUCAAGUUCCUGUUGGCGGUAAAGGGGGCGGAGCUGCAGCUGCUGGGGGGGCGCUGGUGUCCCCAGGAGGACGGGGCCAACCCAGCCAAGGACCCGCUGGUUCUGAUCCGCACGGCCGUGCGCUGCGUCAGAGAGCAGACCGGCCUGGACCUGGCCCACUGCUCCCAGUGGUACAAGAUUGCGGCGGUGCGUUACCUGUGUGGGGAGGAGGUGGAGACGGUGGUGUUCUACCUGCCUGACGUGUGGCGCUCUGUUCCCACCGAGGAGGAGUGGGCAGAGCUGAGGGCCAGCACUAAGGAAGAGCAGGAGGGUGGUACACAGGCCCUCCCAGAGGACCCGUCCCUUGUGGUGUACCCCGCUCCUGGGACCAGCCUGUCCUCCUUCCCUCUCUCCUCUCUGCUCGAGCCCCGGAACUCACAGUCCCAGGAUGCCUUUGAGGUUGGACUGAGUGCGGAGCUGUUCAGUGAGAUGCUGCAGAGGGAUUUUGGGCUGCAGAUUUACCGGAGUCUGUGCACCCUGCCCCAGGACUCCACCCCUCCCGGCCCAGAGACCGAAGAGGUGGAGGAGAGCGGCCUGCCCACGGGCGAGGAGGGGAAAAAGGGAGAGCGGGACUCCCGGGGGUCUGGAGCCAAGGACGGCAAGCGGAGAAGCCGCAAGGAGAGGGGGAGCACGGGGGACCCCAAAGAAGAGGAAAAGGACAAGAACAGAGAAGAGAGGGAUGGAAAUUUGACAGAGACUAAGGAUGGAGAGAACGAGACGGUGUUGGAGGAGGGCAAGACGCAGGCUGUGCCCUCUGAUAACUUGGACGGCGCAUCAGCCAGAGAAAGUGACCGGCCUGUGGGGUGGAGCCCUGUCCUACCGCGCAAGGUGUUGUUGUCCUGGGUGUUUUUCGACAGGCAGCUCGUGGGCAGCCUGAGGGGCCAAGACCUCCAGGACGUCCUGCUGUCCCUGGGCCUGCACCUCACCCCCAUGCAGGCGAGAGAGCUGGUCUGCAGGGCUGUGGUGGGUGAGCUGUGUCAGUACAGGAGACUGGCCGGUCGAUGGGAGGACCCCGAACACAGUGACGCCGACUCCACCCUGCAGGGAAACCGCGCGCUGAUACCCAGCACCACCGGCAGGGGCGGGAGCUCGUCCCGGCGGUCGGCCGGGGGCAGCAGCAGCGGCGACGUGGUGACGCACAAAGGCACCGUGCUCAACAUCCCCAACCUGCUGCGCUCCCUGGAGAGGGGAGAGAGCCUGCGGCAAGGCCUGGAGCAGCGCAUCGCCUCCCUGCAGGCCAAGCUCGCGGAGGCGGGGUCGGAGGCGGAGUCUCUGCAGAGCCAGCACAGGGAGCUCUCCGCCGUGAGGGAGGAGCAGGAGGGCCUGCAGGAGCGGCUGGAGAGAGCGGAGCGCCGGAACUCCACCUACGAGAAGAGCCUGAAGGAGAAUGCUGGGCACAUGAUCGCCGUCAUCGAGAAGAUGCAGAAACUGGUGGACAAGACCACCAGUCUGGCAGAGUCGAGAACGGACGGAGUGGAGAAGGCCUGACCCACUGGCGUGGCAUAGCGACAGUUGUCAGGGUGAUCGCAUCAGGGCAACAGUUGUCAGGGCUCGCACCAACACAGGUCGAACUCCACUGCACUGAACCGAGACUGAGAGCAGGGAACACUGGGAUAUAGCCACACCAGCCCACAUGCAGACACGUCAACAAGCACUGAGGCCUACACAAAUCAGCUGCCAUUACAAAUGCGCCCAACUGCACUGAUGUAUGGAAACGCAUUGACACACACACCCUGAUGCUUACAAUAAUACUGACUCACACACACACACACACACACGCAAAUGGCAUGUAUAUCCAUUCACACAGAAACUGACACACUGAACACUGAAACGAACAAAUCCAUAUCCAUUCAUAUAUCUAGAUACACUGAGGCAAACAUGCAUGCCAACACAAACACACACACACACACACCAGUGCCUAGAGACAGAACCAGAUGCAUCAAAUUUGAUAAAAUAAAGUCUGAAACAAAAUAAAAACAAAGAGGUGAUACAAGCUGAUGCCAUCACAGUGGAAAAAAAAGCUUCCUGUGUCUUUUUUCCCCCCUCUCUCAGACACAAACACACAUAUGGUACACAUGCAUAAAACAGUUUCAUGGUUCAAACCUGUUUGAUUUUUGAAAGGUGUAAAAUGUGAAGACUGUACAGUAUUUACAAGGUAUAGAAGUGUCUUUGGUUUUACCCUUUUUUGAUUAUAUUGUUUAGAUAACAGGGCUGUUGGGUUUAUAAAUUCUUGUGAGGGGAAAAUAAUGAAAUUGUAUAAAACGAUAGCACUGUAACUUUACUGUCAAUUUUUUUUACUUCUCAAUCACAAAGGGAGAAUGUAACAUUUCUGAGUAAAGUUUCAUUUUGCACAAUCCUUAAUGAUCCUCGCGUUUCACAGUCCUCCUCGGAUCCAGGGAUGAAAUUGGGUGGCAUUUGCAUUUUCUUUUUUUUGUUUUCAGUGCUGCCAAAUAGAGGUGUCGGGGGUGGAAUAAACAUUUGAGCUUGGUAA
Messenger RNA from Conger conger (European conger), 3789 nucleotides. It is a transcript of the gene ccar2, whose product is annotated as cell cycle and apoptosis regulator 2. The record is from RefSeq and is a predicted model, not a curated record. Bases 324 to 2786 code for a protein of 820 amino acids. Gene Ontology annotation, biological process: RNA splicing; regulation of DNA-templated transcription. Lineage: Eukaryota; Metazoa; Chordata; Actinopteri; Anguilliformes; Congridae. Gene Ontology annotation, molecular function: RNA polymerase II complex binding. Gene Ontology annotation, cellular component: nucleus; DBIRD complex. The transcript has 22 exons.